Molecule: messenger RNA, 504 nt
Organism: Arachis duranensis
Lineage: Eukaryota; Viridiplantae; Streptophyta; Magnoliopsida; Fabales; Fabaceae
Product: auxin-responsive protein SAUR36-like
Exons: 2
Coding region: 1-504 (167 amino acids)
Biological process (GO): response to auxin
Source: RefSeq, a predicted model, not a curated record
AUGGUGGCAACUAUGGCUGAGGAUGGCGGAGGUGGGCGGUGGUGGCUGUUCCUCCAUUCCGGCGUAGCAGUUGAGCGAAGAUGGAAGAGGAAGACGUCGAUAAGAAAGUCAGAAAGGCAGCUUGUAGGCAUGAACCCCAAGCAUGUGAUGUUGAAAUGGGUGCGUCGUCUUGGGCCUGGAAGCUCUUUAAAGAACAGGUAUGUUGCAUUGGGCCUAAGCCCAAUAGAGGUAGUACCGAAGGGACAUAUGGCAAUUUAUGUUGGAGAAUGGGAGGGAGAGAAGCAACGAGUUUUGGUGCCCGUUACACACUUGAACCACCCUUUGCUUGGGAAGCUUCUAGAGAAGGCAGAGAAAGUGUAUGGGUUUGAUCAUCCAGGUGUAAUAACCAUACCUUGUGGAAUAUCAGAGUUCCAGAAAGUUCAGCAGAAUAUUUACUCGGCACAACGACUCCAAAGGCGACGCCAAAUAUGUUGCUCUAUCUAUAUCUAUAAUACCAAAUACUAA